Molecule: messenger RNA, 354 nt
Organism: Protopolystoma xenopodis
Lineage: Eukaryota; Metazoa; Platyhelminthes; Monogenea; Polystomatidea; Polystomatidae
Source: the annotation of a GenBank genome assembly
AUGGAAGAUGUAGUUUCAGCUGCGUAUGUCACUUCAGGAGAACAAGUACGAUUAGCUGCAUCUGGUCAAGGUCAAGUUCCUGGUGGUCCUGUUGGAUCGAGCCCCGUCGAAAAAAGCAAACGUAUUACUACUCCAUACCUUACAAAGUAUGAAAGAGCCAGAGUUUUAGGGGCCAGGGCUUUGCAAUUAUCUAUGUCUGCUCCUGUUAUGGUUGAAUUGGAUGGAGAAACAGAUCCACUUAAAAUUGCAGAGAAAGAACUUCGUGCUAACAAGAUCCCCAUCAUUAUCAGACGUUAUUUGCCAGACGGAAGUUUUGAGGAUUGGAGUUUGGAUGAACUUAUAUUAACCGAGUGA